Messenger RNA from Strongylocentrotus purpuratus (purple sea urchin), 483 nucleotides. RefSeq names its product protein SDA1 homolog. The transcript has a single exon. Bases 1 to 483 code for a protein of 160 amino acids. NCBI's taxonomy places the organism in Eukaryota, Metazoa, Echinodermata, Echinoidea, Camarodonta, Strongylocentrotidae. The record is from RefSeq and is a predicted model, not a curated record.
AUGAGAAAAAUUGAAGAAAAAAUAACGCUGGGGGCUGAGGACGUAGAGGAGGUGCUGGAGGCUGAGGCCGUAGAGGAGGUGCUGGAGGCCAAGGUUGAGGCCAUAGAGGAGGCACAAGGAGAAGAUGAGGAGGAGCAGCAGGAGUAUGUGGAGGAGGAGGAGGAGGUGAAUUUUGAGGAGUUCGAGGUGAUCGAGGUUGUGAGAAGGGAGGGAGACGAGGAAGUAGAGUGGGGGCAGCCAGACGACGACUGGCAUCUGCACUGGACUGCGAACGAGGUGACUGAGGAUGAGGAGGAGGAGGAGGAGGUGAAUUUUGAGGAGUUCGAGGAGAUCGAGGUUGUGAGGAGGGAGGGAGACGAGGAAGUAGAGUGGGGGCAGCCAGACGACGACUGGCAUCUGCACUGGACUGCGGACAAGGAGACCGAGGAGGAGGAGGAGUUGGUCAGUAGUAGUAGCCUAGAACAACAAAGUUCAAGAAAUUGA